This is a messenger RNA of Drechmeria coniospora, 2628 nucleotides long. Its product is annotated as C6 zinc finger domain protein. NCBI's taxonomy places the organism in Eukaryota, Fungi, Ascomycota, Sordariomycetes, Hypocreales, Ophiocordycipitaceae. The coding region runs from base 1 to 2628 and encodes 875 amino acids. The record is from RefSeq and is a predicted model, not a curated record. Gene Ontology annotation, molecular function: zinc ion binding; DNA-binding transcription factor activity, RNA polymerase II-specific. Gene Ontology annotation, biological process: regulation of DNA-templated transcription. The transcript is spliced from 5 exons.
AUGGUGUCCGAGAACGCAGCAGGAUCGACAACGGCGUCGGAUUCCGGAAUCUUGUUAGCGGAUGUCUUAGCUGUCCGCACCCCCCAACGGAGGGUGGCGAGUCCGAAGCCGAACUGGACGAUCUGGGCCCUCGACUUUGGCACCUUCCUGACGGAAUUCUACCCGCGUCAUACCUUCCGCCCUCAACAACUAAAUCUCCAGCGGGCGGAAGGGGCGAUCCGCAUACCGGGCCACUGCCUGCUCCGGUUCAUUGACCGCUCGCCCACGUCUCUCAUGUUCUUUGGAAGGAGCAACCUCGACCCUCUGAUCCUCUCCCUCCGGCCGCUGACGCUCCAUCCUCGUCUCCAGCCUAACCGAUCCUCACCUUCUGAUCUUGGCCUCUUCCCGAAGCCGUCGUGCGACGCCCCGCAUGUGCUCCACGACCGGCACGACCGGCACGACUGGCACGACUGGCACGACUGGCACGACUGGCACGACUGGCACGACUGGCACGACUGGCACGACUGGCACGACUGGCAAGACUGGCACGAAAAUCGUAGGCCUCUCGACGUGCUUUGCUACCUGCUCGCCGACGGCUUUUGGCGGACCGAAUGUGCCCUCGUCCCGUCUCCUAACCGCGCCAUGUCGUCGACGCGCCCCUCCAACGCACCGCUCGCCGUCUCGCAACCUUCGGCGUCGGUCUGCUCUUCCUCGACCUCCUCCUCGACCUCCUCUCCGUGGCCGAGCUCAGGUUUGAGCGCACAGGUCGGCGCGAAACGGGGUCGAAGGAGCAACCCCAAAGUAAAGACGGGUUGCGCCAACUGCAAACUGAGACGCAUCAAAUGCGACGAGAAACGCCCGGCUUGUUCGCAAUGUCUCAAGAGCAACAAGACGUGCUCGGGAUAUCCGCCCCCUAGUCGCGGUGACCGGCUCCUUGCCGAUGUCCGGAUUGCCCCCAAGCCCCCAGGAGCUGCGCAGCCGCUGCCGGUGCCGGCCCAUGCUCCCGCUGCCGCUCUGCGACUGGCAACCGUGCUUCCGCCGCGCCGCGCCCGUCGUCGUUCGCCAUCCGCCCAUGCAGUCCCUCCGCCGAGCAUGACGCCCUCGCCAACCACCUACCAACCCUCCGACGGGUUGCAGCUGCACCAUGCGGAUGUCUUGUAUUUUGAUCUCUUUCGCCUGCAAACCGCGUCCGAGCUGUCGGGAUACUUCAACUCGACCUUCUGGGCCCGGCGCGUCGUGCAGGAGUGCCACUCGGAAAAGGCGAUUCGCCAUGCCGUCGUCGCCCUCGGCGCCCUGUACAAGACGCUGGAGCAGUCGAGCCCGCCGGCGUCUCCGACGACCCCCGGCAUGCCGAGCCGGAUGGGUUCCGUCAUGGCCCACUGGCAGGUGGCCGUGAAGCAGUACUCGGAAGCUUGCAAUGAGAUGCUGCUGCUCAAGGGAGACAACCUGCGCUCCCACAGGACUCGUCUCAUGGCCAGCGUUCUGCUCGCCUGCUUCGAUUCCUUCAUCGGUGACCACCGACAAGCCAUUACGCAGAUUCAAACCGGCCUCGGCCUGCUGGAGCAGCUGCACACGUACCAUCCCCAUCAUCGAUCGCCAAGCCCUGACGGACACCUCGAGGAAGACUUGGUCGUCAUCUUCACCCGGCUGGCGAUCCAAGCCAAGUCGUACGACAUGGCCUUUCACUUUCCGCAACCCUACGUCAUUCGACUCACCUCUCCGAGUCGGGCCGCCACCGAACCACCAACGUCGGAGACGAGCAGCUCGUCGGCCUCGACGCCGCAGCCGACGGUGCCCCAUCGAUUCGAUACCCUGGUGGAGGCGAGGCAAGCGUCCGACAUUCUUUGCGAGAAGCUCCUCCGCUUCAUCGAACGCCUGCAAAUCGCAAAGAACAAUCCGAGCAACGUGCUGCCGGCAAACUGGAGGCAAUACGGCUUGGCCUUCAAGGAUGAGCUCGACUCGUGGUCCGAAGCGUUUGAGCCCAUCCUUCGCUCACGCUUCGAUCCGGCCAUCGGCCAUCUCGAGAGGUCGGGCACUUGCGCCUUGAAGAUGUUCCAGAUCAACACAAACAUUUUGUUCAUGAUGAUGUUUUGCGACACCGAGGUCCAGUUUGACGGCUUCAUGCCGCACUUCAAAGCCAUCGUGGACCUAGGUUGGGAGGUUGUUGGCGCCGAUGAGAAGAGAGCCGCGACGGCCUGCAAUCCGGGCUCGGGCCAUUGCCACCACGAACACCACGUAACGAAGGGGGGCCUCCGAGCAGGCAAGUUUGCCACCCCCCAUAUCAAGCCCAGUUUCGCGGCCGACCUGGGCAUUGUUCCUCCCCUGUUUGUUGUCGCCACCAAAUGUCGCGACCCCAGCCUGCGCCGGCAAGCCAUCCAGCUUUUGAGAAGCAGCGCGAGACGCGAGGGCAUGUGGGACAGUGAGCUCGCGGCCAACAUCGGUCAUUGGAUCAUGCAGGUCGAGGAGUAUGACGAGCAGGCCCCGCGAGGCGCCGUCCCGACGAGGCCGAUACCCGAGGAGAAGAGGGUCAUGAUCAAGACGGUCGAUUUCGACCUUCGCGCCCGGUUCGCCGAUCUUCGCGUCGGCACAAGGGCUGUCGAUGACGGAUGUCCAGACGAUCGAUUCCGCAACACGCGCAUCACGUGGUGA